Molecule: messenger RNA, 1121 nt
Organism: Lindgomyces ingoldianus
Lineage: Eukaryota; Fungi; Ascomycota; Dothideomycetes; Pleosporales; Lindgomycetaceae
Exons: 2
Coding region: 9-1121 (370 amino acids)
Source: RefSeq, a predicted model, not a curated record
CUUACACAAUGUCUCAUCGACAAUAUCACAUCACACCUUUGCAAUUCAACAGCGGUUGCAUUACUUUCACCGAGUGGAUCUCCCUCUAUACCCUCUGCCUCGCCCCACUAAUUGCCCACGUUGUCUCUGGAGCGCCUGCAGCCUCCUAUCUCACCAAACCCAAACCCCGCUGGCACGACCAAAUCUGUCUCUGGAAUCCAACAUCCAUUAUCUGGCGGUAUGCCGCCAUCUUCGACCGGCGACUGCGCGCCAAGUCCUGGAGCCGAGAUGAUCUGGCAACCACGAACGCUAUCCUCUGGACACGCAACGGAUGGGAUGGCAGUGAUGGAGUAGUUUCUGAGGCUGUUACCUCGUGCGUGCAGCGUCCGGACAGAACACAUGGACGCAUUCUAUCGGCAACGACGCUAAAGACCCUCAUCACGACUUUGCAAGGGAUAGCGGCAAUUUACGCACUUGUCGCCGAGCGGACCGGAGCCGGCGCUUCAAACUACGACCCGUUAAUGGGCGUCGACAUGGUUUUCUCCCCCCUUGCGGUCCUGGGACUGUUGAGAUUGUGCGCUGCAGCGUGGCUGACUGAGGACUUCACCUACGCUUCGCCAGAAAGCACUCCCGAUCCACCCGUCGCACAAGAUGCUGCCUCCCCGAAACCCAAUGCUCGAUUCAGGGCACCCAGCAGCUCAUGGCCGAGUCGUUGCUUCCGCACCUUCUAUCUCAUCCUUUGCGCGGGGCUCUGGACUCUGUCUCUCAUAUACACUGUUCCUGUCUUUCACAGUCUUUUGUUUACGACAACUUCGUUUCUGUCCUCGAUCUUUUACCUUGUCCUUUCCACUAUAUCCUUCUUGACCCACGCCUUUUAUUUCUUCCGUGGACGAACAACGACUGUCUUGCCCUGCAUAUCCCAUACCUGGUACAAGAUCUACACGCUCGUUAUCAUCAGUCUCAUGGUGGUUUUGGUCAUCAUGGCAAGCAUCGAGACGAAUAGGGCACCUGACGGCACGUAUACGAGCCUGCGCUUGGGCAAUGACAGCAUGACGCAGGACUUGCUGCCUGAGCUCGCCGAUAUCUGCGAUUUCAUCAAGCAGCACCUAGAUUCCGGCUACGUCCUAGUCCAUUGCGACUGA